Protopolystoma xenopodis is the source of this 2361-nucleotide messenger RNA. Lineage: Eukaryota; Metazoa; Platyhelminthes; Monogenea; Polystomatidea; Polystomatidae. The record is from the annotation of a GenBank genome assembly.
AUGUCGUCGAUCGUGUCACUUGCUCUCUCGCCGCCGAUUCGUUUCACUCACUUCUCCGUGUUGUUGCUGGGCCUGCUGACCGUCGGCUGUUCGGCUGGCCUACACGACAGUUUUGUGCCGGUUCGAUUUGCCGAAAACGACGCCAACGCCAACGCCAACGAGCACGAGCAUGACAACAGCAACAGCGGUCAUGACGGUGGUGGUAGUGGUGGUGGUGGUGGUACAGUUCUGCGAACCGCCAGACCAGCGGGAUCUGGUGACUCUGACGAAGCGUCGCUCGAGGCGUCGGAGGAGGCCUGCAGCGAGCACGGUUGCGCCUUGUUACCGCCCGAUCGGGAGGUGUUAGUCUGCGAGCCCGACCAGCCGACCGGCCCGGCGUCAGACCAACCGUCGGCGCGGCAAGCGCAGUUGCCAAGACGACCGAUUGUGUGUUUGGUGAACCCGACGACGGGGGAGAUCCGAUUGGGCAGCAAAGAGUCGAUUCGCCGCCUACGCAGCCCCAGCUUCGUCAACCUCUUCGCCAGCCUCUCGCCGUUGGUACCGCCGACCGGACACAUGUCGUUGCAUCUGCAACUCAACGUGCUCGAGUUGCCGGCCAACCUGUUCGCCGGGGUGGGACAGACAAUCGUCGAGGUGAGACUGUUGAAUGUGGUGGCGGUACAUCCUGACGCGUUGAUCGACCUGCGUCGGUUGCGCACCUUCGAGAUUGACACGCAUCAAAGUCCCAAACAGUUGUCCGAUCGCACCAGCGACGGCCAGACGCACCAUUUGGACCCGGCAACCGCUUUCCUCCGCCUCCGGCCGCUCGACGGUACCGCGCCGAUCGCCUUCAACCUGGCCGUUGUCUGUUUCCGUUGCCCUCGUCUCGCUGAUCCACCGCCACCCUUCGCGCUGCGAUCAGCCGGUGAUCCGAUGAUUGUGAUCGGAUUUCCCGGCCAAUCAUCCGCUGAGCCGCAACACGCCUACACCGCCGUCUAUCCCUAUUCGUGUCCCCUGGCGACCGAGCAUCCCGGCUGCCCUCGCGGCCCGCACGACUCGCAGGUGGCCGCCGGAGUCAAUCGUAGCCUUGGCAACGCGACAUUGGCCGAGCUGCCGCCGAUCGGGCAAGAAUGGCGGUUGAAUGAGGAGACGGUGGUUGCGGUUGCUAGGGUCGACGGAGGCGAUAGAACGACUGGCCGUUCGGAGAGGACCUACUUUUUCACGGUUCUCGUGUUGGCAGUUUGGUGCACCCUUUUGACGUUCUGCAUGUUGCUGGUGCUCGCUUUCAUUCUGCGCCGGUUGCGCAGCAACAAAUCGAUCCAAUCUCCGCGGCUCGGCAGCAGCAAACGUGCGCCCGGUAACUGGUCCGACUGGACGGGCUGGCCGAAUCGUUGGAGCCGCGCCGGUGGUUGGUUGGACCGACUGUUGGUGCCCACGUCACGCAGACGCACCUCCACCCUCGACGAGUUCCCCUCCGCCUCCACCGGCAGCGCCUAUUUGCCCAGCGCCAGGCCGCUUGGACCGCUUGGCAACGGCACAACCGCCAGCUGCCUGUAUCCGGGUCUGUUGGGCCAGUUGCCACGCUCCAACACGUUGUUGGUCGACUCGAUCUCGGCCUCUUGGCACAACGCCGGCCUCUUCCCCUACGCCUAUCCGCUGGGCAGCAUGCCCAAUCUGGCGCUGGACGGCGACGACUACGACGCCGAGGCGGAGGUGGAGGUGGAGACGGAAGCGGAGUCAGGGCGACCACGAACCGGCCAAUCGGGCGCCGGGUCUCGAGGCACCGGGCGCUGGUCGGCCGGCCGGAGGGCCGGCAUGCCGCGUCGACGGCCCGGCGUCGCGACACAACGCAACUCGGCCACGUUUCUGUCGCCCUCGACGUUGCCAGGCUUCGUCGCCACCAACGCCGUCCGAGUCCACUCGGUCGCCGCGCCGUCCGGACCCCACGAACCGGGCGGUCUGCAGCGCCCGCAGUUCGGCCAAUCAACGACGUCGGGCCUCGUCAACACCCGCCCGCCCAGCCGGACCAGUCAGGCCAGUCUGCCAAUCGCAGCUGGCGCCAACAGUGUCCAUCGUCAGACCGGCAGCGGACAGACGGUCGCGGUUGUCACGGCGCCGAGUCCUCGAGAUGUUCGAGCUCGACUCUCUGAGGUCUACGGCGCCCAGUUCGGACAAGACGAGCGAAUCCUGCUUGUCGUCGACGACCUUUUGAUGGGCCCGUCGAGACGGACGGGCCAGACUGCGCUGCGGGCCGAGCCUGAGCCCGAGGCCGAGGACAGCGAUGGACCGAGUGAUGACAUUUCAGAGUCGGGCAUCUACGAGAACAUGCAAAUGUCACAGCAGAGGGUUGGGCUGCUGCAACAACGACUUGUGCAGGGAUGA